Molecule: messenger RNA, 816 nt
Organism: Aspergillus steynii IBT 23096
Lineage: Eukaryota; Fungi; Ascomycota; Eurotiomycetes; Eurotiales; Aspergillaceae
Product: NAD(P)-binding protein
Exons: 5
Coding region: 1-816 (271 amino acids)
Molecular function (GO): oxidoreductase activity, acting on the CH-OH group of donors, NAD or NADP as acceptor
Source: RefSeq, a predicted model, not a curated record
AUGCCCUCCUACGCUAUUACCGGAGCCUCCAGAGGCAUUGGUUGGGAAUUCCUCCGCCAGAUAUCCAGCGACCCCAAUAACGUGGUCAUUGGUAUUGUUCGGGACAAAGCGACCACCGAGAGAAAGGUCUUACAGGAGCUGCCUGGUAGGCCAAAUAUUCAUAUCCUCCAGGCCGACCUUGUGGAUUACGCUGCCCUGAAAGCUGCGUCCGCAGACACGGCUCGAAUCACUGGCGGCGGACUGGAUUACCUGAUUGCCAACGCUGGUCUCAUUUCUCAAUUCGACGCUUACGACCCAAUCGGCGUUUUAGGCCAACAGCCCGAAGCGCUUCAGCAAAAUCUGCUCGAAUACUUCAACAUCAACGUCGUCGGCAACAUCCACCUAUUCAAUCUCUUCACGCCUCUUAUCCUCAAAGGAGACGCCAAAAAGGUCAUCGCUUUAUCCACCGGUCAAGCUGAUCUGGACAUCAUCCCGAAACUCAAUAUCGACUUGUGCCCUGCUUAUGCUAUCAGCAAGGCGGGUCUGAAUACCGCGGUGGCUAAGUUCAGCGCGCAGUAUGCUAAGGACGGAGUCUUGUUCAUGAGCAUUUGUCCUGGAAUGGUCGAGACGGGGCAUUUCGCUAAAGCAAAUGAGGAGCAGAUGAAAGGCCUGAUGAGGAUGCUGGGCUCUUUCAAAGAGUACGCGCCUUAUAUUGAAGGUCCGGCUACCCCGGAGGAGUCGGUCAAGGAUGUCUUGUAUGUGAUGGAUAACGCUAGUGUUGAGAAAGGGCAUGGCGGAUCUUUCCUGUCUCAUCAUGGCAACAAACAGUGGCUUUAA